This is a messenger RNA of Australozyma saopauloensis, 321 nucleotides long. RefSeq names its product cytosine deaminase (gene FCA1). The transcript has a single exon. Gene Ontology annotation, cellular component: cytoplasm; nucleus. The record is from RefSeq and is a predicted model, not a curated record. The coding region runs from base 1 to 321 and encodes 106 amino acids. Gene Ontology annotation, molecular function: cytosine deaminase activity. NCBI's taxonomy places the organism in Eukaryota, Fungi, Ascomycota, Pichiomycetes, Serinales, Metschnikowiaceae. Gene Ontology annotation, biological process: pyrimidine-containing compound salvage; cytidine metabolic process; cytosine metabolic process.
AUGCGUAUUCAGAAGAACUCUGCUACCUUACACGGAGAAAUCUCGACAUUGGAGAAUGCAGGCAGACUCCCAGGACGUCUUUACAAGGACUGUACCAUGUAUACGACCUUGUCUCCGUGCCACAUGUGUUCCGGUGCAUGUCUCAUGUACGGUAUUGGGAGAGUGGUUCUAGGCGAGAACGUCAACUUUAUGGGCGCAGAGGAUCUUCUUCGUUCCAAGGGGGUUGAAGUGGUCAAUGUGGAGGAUGCUGAAUGUAAGAAGCUCAUGUCUGACUUCAUCAGAGACCGCCCAGAGGACUGGAACGAGGACAUUGGAGAGUAA